This is a messenger RNA of Kuraishia capsulata CBS 1993, 1329 nucleotides long. RefSeq lists its product as uncharacterized. The record is from RefSeq and is a predicted model, not a curated record. Gene Ontology annotation, molecular function: monoacylglycerol lipase activity; acetylesterase activity. The transcript has a single exon. Gene Ontology annotation, biological process: medium-chain fatty acid catabolic process; medium-chain fatty acid biosynthetic process. Bases 1 to 1329 code for a protein of 442 amino acids. NCBI's taxonomy places the organism in Eukaryota, Fungi, Ascomycota, Pichiomycetes, Pichiales, Pichiaceae.
AUGCCCUUCGGUUUUGGAUUUGUCUCCGAAGUCACUCACUACGGUCCCGAGAGGCCCGUCCGGUUGCCCUCCAAGUCUGGGCCAGCCACAUCUAUGAAAGAGAUCAUAUCCAAGCACGUCCCUGAGUUCGAAAACAAAGCCUCUGCUAUUUUGAACCCGUUGCUGUUCUCAGGUGAUCUCCAGACCAUAUAUGCUGGUAUAGGUAACUUUGACUCGGUUGACCAAGUCUACUAUGGAAGAGACGUGAUGACAUAUCCGAAUGGUGGAGCAGGAUGUCUUGAUUUCUGUAUCUCCGAAAGGAGAUAUAGUGAAUAUGAAACCAGUCAAGAUGAUGUUCCAAAGGGUCAAAGUGCGGUCUUACCACCUAGAACGAGAUUUUUUGUUAAGUCAGAACUGGACGGGCUUGCCUCGCAAGAUACUCGACCGCUGUUGGUGCUAUUGCAUGGACUUAGUGGUGGAAGCUACGAGGGAUAUAUAAGAGCGGUUGUGUCCCAAAUCACAGAUGCCAAAUAUGGAUUUGAGGCGGUUGUUCUGAAUGCCAGAGGAUGUGCUUUGUCUCAGAUCACGACUCCUCAGCUGUUUAACGGGUUCUGGACUGACGAUGUGAGGUUCACCAUGAAGUAUCUCAGGAAGCUGUUUCCUCAUAGACCGUUUUUUGGAAUCGGAUUUUCUCUUGGAGCUUCCAUUCUGGCAAACUAUGUUGGCCAAGAGUCUGAUAAUUGCGAUUUCAAGGCUGUGUGCAUCAUGGCGGAUCCGUGGGACUUGGCUGGGUCGGCCUACUGUAUUAAUAGAACGAUACUCGGAUCCAAGGCGUACUCUCCAGCAAUGACGCAAUCCCUGGUGAGUCUCCUCAAGAAACACGAAAAGAUGCUUUUGGAAGAUGAAGCAUUCGCAAAGAGAUAUCAUUCCAAUAUCGAUAAGGUGAAGACUCUCAUAGAGUUUGACAACCAGUUCACGGGCCCCAUGUUCGGGUUCAACACUGCCAUGGAGUACUAUCGUCUCGGUAGUUCAUUUAACCGAAUCAUGGCCAUAAGGACCCCUUGCCUGAUUCUAAACGCUCUGGAUGAUCCCAUAGUGGGUCAUGAGUGCCUUCCCUAUCAUGAAGUGGCUGUCAACCCAUACACUCUGAUGCUGACUACGACCCAUGGCGGUCACCUGGGCUAUUUCAAGCCGAACGGCCAGAGAUGGUAUGCAGACCCCGUUUGCCGUUUUUUCCAUGGUUUUAUGGAGGAUGUUGAUUUAACUCAGGAGAAUAUCACUGAGGGUUGCACAAUGCCUGUAAAACAUAAGGUGGUUGAUGAUAGGCUUGUGGGGCCAUUCAGGACGUAG